AUGUCUCAUCUGCAGAUUGAGAUCGACGAAUCCCUCCGUUUCCCGGCAGCGACCUUGAAAAAGAUCAUACGUCGGAAACUGGACAAGCUGCUGUCUGAUGAGCUGGUCCCGCGGGAAGACGGCGCCUCCGAGGCUCGACGCGUCCAGCUGGACAAGGACGCGCAGUUGGCCUUCUCCGCCGCAGCCACCGUUUUCGUGUCGUACAUUACCGCAAUUUCGACUGCAGUUGGGGCAGAGCGAAAACGCACCACGUUGAACAUGGAUGACGUUAUAGAAGCGCUUCGGAGGACCGAGUUUGAGGACUUCGCGGUCGAAGUAGAGCAGUUCGUUCAAAACUGGCGCAUGCUGAACGAGCGGCGCAAGGCGCAGGCACGGCAAGCGCGGGUUGAGCGCAAGCGGAAAGAGCCUGAAAACAGCGACGUCGAGAACGACGACGGCGCAUACGCUUCCGACAUGCCACAGGAAGACACCGAAGAUCCCGAAGAGGACGAUCUGAUAGAGGGUACCUGA
Molecule: messenger RNA, 510 nt
Organism: Cyanidioschyzon merolae strain 10D
Lineage: Eukaryota; Rhodophyta; Bangiophyceae; Cyanidiales; Cyanidiaceae
Product: probable DNA polymerase epsilon, subunit C
Exons: 1
Coding region: 1-510 (169 amino acids)
Biological process (GO): DNA damage response; heterochromatin formation; leading strand elongation
Cellular component (GO): CHRAC; epsilon DNA polymerase complex
Molecular function (GO): chromatin DNA binding; protein heterodimerization activity
Source: RefSeq, a predicted model, not a curated record